AGGAUGCCAUAAAAGUUCUUGAAAUUGUGAGUCGAAUACGAUUAGUUUUGUAUCUUAAAGAAUUUUCUGAUUGCCAGACCUUGACAUCGCUGGAGAGAAAAUGGCCAACCUCUCUUCCUUCUGAUAUAGUGGACACGCGAUUGCGAGAUAUAUCAUGGGCUUCCGAGCUUAUAAGAUGGGUGAUCAUUCAAUGGCAGGAUGGCACUUUUCUAAAAGAAAUGAAGGCGCAAUGGAUCAAAACACAGUUAGCAUCUCGACUCCUCGUGCCACUGAGACCGGUAAAACCGGGCGAAAUUGAAUCAAAUGCAGAAAAAAUAGUUUCUAACUAUAAUAAAGCAUUGAUAUUAUCAAAAAUAAAGGCAAAAACUCGUGUAGAUGGACUUGAUGAUGAUGAAGAAUUUGAGAAUGUUUGGGUUAAACUGAAAGGUGGCUUCGGUAAUUAUCAUAAAGCUGAAAACCAAAACAAUCGUGAGGAUUUAGACGUAUUGCUUAAGGGAUUCUCAAUAAUGUCCGCAAUGCAAGCACUUACAUUGCCAGAAGAUGCAAAGAAGAACAUUGGCAAUUCCUAA
Ambispora leptoticha is the source of this 569-nucleotide messenger RNA. Lineage: Eukaryota; Fungi; Glomeromycota; Glomeromycetes; Archaeosporales; Ambisporaceae. The record is from the annotation of a GenBank genome assembly.